Molecule: messenger RNA, 1953 nt
Organism: Fraxinus pennsylvanica
Lineage: Eukaryota; Viridiplantae; Streptophyta; Magnoliopsida; Lamiales; Oleaceae
Source: the annotation of a GenBank genome assembly
AUGGGGGACAUUGAUGGAGGAAACUCUGCUCCGUUAACUCCUCGGCCAGCAUCUUUGGCUCCAACACCACCUAUGGCCCAAACUCCGUCCAUAAUAGUAUCGGCUCCUCCUUCGCAAUUCCAUUCCCCAUCUUUAUCCCGCUCACCACUCCUAACUCCAGGUGGUACUGUGAGGAAAACCCCAAGAUUUCGAACUCCAAGGUUCAUUACUCCCUUGGGAAGCCCUAUAAGGAAGGCCCUUAAACUCACAAAGCUCGACCCACAAGAUGCUUGGCUUCCAAUUACUGAGUCCAGAAAUGGAAAUGCAUACUAUGCAGCUUAUCAUACCUUGUGUUCUGGGAUUGGAAUCCAGGCCCUUGUACUCCCCGUCGCCUUCACCAUUCUUGGCUGGACGUGGGGUGUCAUUUGCUUAACACUGGCAUUUAUAUGGCAGCUAUAUACACUAUAUUUACUGGUACAACUCCAUGAAUCACACGAAAAUGGUAUCCGAUACAGUAGAUACAUGCAAUUAGCAAGUGCAACUUUUGGUGAAAAACUCUCCAAGUUCUUGGCUGCGUUUCCAAUCAUGUAUCUAUCAGGAGGUACAUGCGUGGCUCUGAUUGUGAUCGGAGGUUCAACUUCUAAGAUGUUCUAUCAGACUCUGUGUGGAGCCACAUGCACCUCUAAGCCAUUGACCACCGUGGAGUGGUACCUGGUAUUUACAUGUGCGGCAGUGCUUCUGUCUCAGCUGCCAAACAUGAACUCCAUUGCCGGUGUGUCGCUGAUCGGGGCUAUUACUGCCGUCGGUUAUUGCACCAUGAUAUGGGUGGUGUCCGUGGCUGAGGGCAGGCUACCUAAUGUGUCGUAUAGCCCAGUGAGAGCUGGCACGGAAAUUGUUAGGAUUUUUGAUGUUUUGAAUGCACUUGGGAUCAUUUCUUUCGCUUUCAGAGGCCAUAAUCUCAUUCUUGAAAUCCAGGCUACCAUGCCUUCUGAUGAGAAGCAUCCCUCGAGCGUGCCAAUGUGGAGAGGCGUAAAAUCUGCAUAUUCAAUCGUAGCAUUGUGCUUAUUCCCACUUGCUAUUGGAGGCUAUUGGGCUUAUGGUCACAUGAUUCCAGCCAACGGUGGGAUGCUAACAGCAUUGUACACGUUUCACAGUCAAGAUGUUGCACGGUCGGUGUUAGGGUUGAUAAGUUUCUUCGUCAUAAUUAAUGCAAUGAGCUCGUUCCAAAUUUACGGUAUGCCAAUGUUUGACGACAUGGAAUCAAAUUACACAAAGAGGUUUAAGAAGCCAUGCCCAUGGUGGCUCCGAUCAAUCAUUAGGGCUAUGUUUGGAUACGGGUGCUUCUUUGUUGCGGUGGCAAUUCCAUUCCUGGGUAGUGUGGCUGGUUUAAUCGGAGGAAUUGCAUUGCCGGUGACUUUGGCUUAUCCAUGUUUCAUGUGGCUUAAGAUGAAGAAACCAAAGAUGUAUAGUCCAACAUGGUGGCUUAACUGGGCAUUGGGUCUUAUUGGAAUGGGAUUGAGUGGAAUUUUAAUUGCUGCUGGGAGCAAAGAGGGGCAAAAACACACUCUGAUGGAUGAGCUACAACAUUCUCAUAGCCACUCAAGCUCGUCUAGCGAGGAGGAAGUAGAAGAGGGCGGAGAAAGGAGAAAGAAGAAGAAGAAGAAGGGUCUAAAGGAUGCUAUCAAGGAUAAGAUAUCUGGAGAUGAAGGAGAAGACUCUGUGCACAAAGACACGAGCAUUCCCGUUGAGAAAUGUAAUGAAGAAGCAAACGCUGAAACAGCUAAGGCAGAAGAAAAGAAGGGCUUUCUGGAGAAGAUCAAAGAAAAACUUCCUGGCCAACACCAGAAGAUUGAAGGCACUGAAACUCCAGAUGCAUAUGAGCAUUCCCCAGGAAGCGAUGUAAAGGAGAAGAAAGGGAUAAUGGACAAGAUCAAGGAGAAGUUGCCCGGGCAUCCUAAUGAAAAGGAAGACUAA